CCAUUUCUUUACCUUAAGAAAAUCAGCUUUGUAAUUCACAACAGAGAAGGCAAUUGGUGCAUUAUCAGAUCAAAUUAGCUUGUCAAAUUUCAGAAAUAAGACGGGCUUUGCUAUGACAGUAUCCAAUUAUCGCGAAGUGUUAAGGAACGCGGACAAUAAGAAAUGGCAAGCUAGAUUAGGGAAAGGCAUAUACAUCAAUAGCAUUUACAUGGAAACAUUUGAUGCUGAAGAGGAAGCUGCCAGAACUUCUGAUAUUGCAAUGAUAAGGGUGAGAGGUAGGAGUGCGUUCCCCAAUUUUGAUAUAAGUCUAUAUGAUGUCCAAGCCAUUCUGGAUAGCACAACCUUUCCAAUAAAAGGUGCUUUGAAGAUGUUAAAGCGGAAUUCAGUUGAUGAUGUGCAUCAAAAGAGAAGAAAGACUCGCAAUGUCUCCAGCUCAACCCUUGGUGCCCCACCAUCACUUCACCCAAUAGAUCAAACUCAAACAACAACAAUCAAUUCAUGCCUUCAGUAUCAAUUUUUGAUCCCUUCCCUCCAAGUUACUGUCCCUCAUGGUUACCAAAACCCUACCUCUGAAGCAAACCGAAGUUUCAAUCCUCAGUAUGACUAUGGUGGAAGUGAGCCAACAGCCCAGUUUCAACCUAUCAUACCCUUACUGAUUCAAGAGUUUCCAUCUCACCAGUACUCUAACGGCAGUUCCCAGCACCACCUUGAUCAAACCCCUAGCUCUCAAUUCCUUCACGACACUCAGAACCCUAAUCUUGUUGCUAGGUUGAACAAUCUAGCAAGUGAAAGCUGUAUGGAAGAAUUUUCCAGCAGUCAGGUUCAUGACGCGAGUUUCAAGAUGAUGGGGACGAACGAGGGUGGUGCUCAUAGUGAUGGCAGCAAUCAAGUAGUUGGAAAUCUUGGUGAUCCUGAGGUUGGGCUGGGCAAUUCUGACUUGGAUCCUGCUAGCUGGCUGUAG
Molecule: messenger RNA, 961 nt
Organism: Rosa chinensis
Lineage: Eukaryota; Viridiplantae; Streptophyta; Magnoliopsida; Rosales; Rosaceae
Product: AP2-like ethylene-responsive transcription factor PLT1
Exons: 4
Coding region: 113-961 (282 amino acids)
Biological process (GO): regulation of DNA-templated transcription
Molecular function (GO): DNA binding; DNA-binding transcription factor activity
Source: RefSeq, a predicted model, not a curated record